AAUGAGAGUAACAAAACAACAAAAAAUUACUCUUCCGCUCUUUCGUUCGAUUAUUUAUUGUCAAUAUCAAUAUUAUGUGAAUUGAAUGGAAAUAAAAAUAAUAUUAAAUAAGUUUAUUCGCGAAACCAAGUAUAAACAGCAUAGAAAUGCAUAUCCAUUACCAGCCUAGUCGAAAAAUGUACUAUUAUGACCAUCGUAAAGCAUAUAGAAUUCCAGAUUAUGUUUUAGAAACAAUAUUUUCAUAUUUAAGUUUAUCUGAUAUACGAAAUUGUUCGUUAGUUUGCAAAAGUUGGUAUAGAAUUCUUAGUGACGAGAACCAUGAAAUAUGGAGAUAUCAUUGUUAUAAAAAACUGGCAGAAGAAGUAAUGAGAUCCGACCUACUCUCAUCAGUUAAAACUUAUAAAUCAAAACUUAGAGCAUUCUUCCAUGCUUGGAGUCCUCGAGAUUGUUCUAGAAAUAUUCACAUAAAACCGAAUGGAUUUACUCUACACAGAAAUCCGGUCGCUCAAAGUACUGAUGCUUGUAGAGCCAAGAUUGGAUUUUAUCAAGGUCGGCAUGCCUGGGAAGUUAUAUGGGAAGGACCGCUAGGCACUGUUGCUGUUGUUGGCAUAUCUACCAGAGAUGCACCAUUACAGUGUCAAGGUUAUGUGGGACUGUUAGGUUCAGAUGAACAAAGCUGGGGAUGGAAUUUAGUUGACAAUCAUUUAUUGCAUAAUGGACAAACCCAAGGCCACUACCCACGACUCAAUAAUUGCCCCAAAUAUCAAGUAGGAGAAAGGAUAAGAGUUGUUUUAGAUUGUGAAAUUGGCACUUUGUCAUUUGAGAGGAGUUAUGAAUUUUUAGGAGUUGCAUUUCGAGGCCUUCCAAAUAGAAAAUUAUAUCCAACUAUAUCAGCUGUUUAUGGAAACACAGAGGUGUCUAUGGUGUAUUUGGGACCUCCUAUGGAUGGUUGAU
Papilio machaon (common yellow swallowtail) is the source of this 954-nucleotide messenger RNA. RefSeq names its product F-box/SPRY domain-containing protein 1 (gene Fsn). The record is from RefSeq and is a predicted model, not a curated record. The transcript is spliced from 4 exons. Bases 147 to 953 code for a protein of 268 amino acids. Gene Ontology annotation, molecular function: protein binding. Lineage: Eukaryota; Metazoa; Arthropoda; Insecta; Lepidoptera; Papilionidae. Gene Ontology annotation, biological process: synapse assembly involved in innervation; proteasome-mediated ubiquitin-dependent protein catabolic process. Gene Ontology annotation, cellular component: synapse; SCF ubiquitin ligase complex.